Molecule: messenger RNA, 347 nt
Organism: Myotis lucifugus (little brown bat)
Lineage: Eukaryota; Metazoa; Chordata; Mammalia; Chiroptera; Vespertilionidae
Product: deoxynucleoside triphosphate triphosphohydrolase SAMHD1-like
Exons: 3
Biological process (GO): regulation of innate immune response; dGTP catabolic process; defense response to virus
Cellular component (GO): nucleus
Molecular function (GO): dGTPase activity
Source: RefSeq, a predicted model, not a curated record
UGUAGGAUAUCUAGCAGGAUGUCUAGUUCGAGAACUGAGUGAAAAACAACCAGAGCUGCAGAUAAGUGAACGAGAUAUGCUAUGUGUUCAGAUUGCUGGGCUUUGUCAUGAUCUCGGUCAUGGGCCAUUUUCUCAUAUGUUUGAUGGAAGAUUUAUUCCACUUGCUCGCCAAGGAGUGAAAUGGAAGCAUGAACAGGGCUCAGUUGAUAUGUUUGAGCACCUCAUUAAUUCUAAUGAUCUCAAACCCAUCAUGGAAUACUAUGGUCUCAUCCCUGAAGAAGAUAUUACCUUUAUCAAGGAACAAAUUACAGGACCACCUAAAACACCAGUUAAAGAUGUAUCGGUAA